Molecule: messenger RNA, 522 nt
Organism: Penicillium arizonense
Lineage: Eukaryota; Fungi; Ascomycota; Eurotiomycetes; Eurotiales; Aspergillaceae
Product: DUF924 family protein
Exons: 1
Coding region: 1-522 (173 amino acids)
Molecular function (GO): protein binding
Source: RefSeq, a predicted model, not a curated record
AUGACUACAAAAACAUAUGAAAACGUCCUUUCCUUUUGGUUCGGCUCCAAAUCAUCCCGCGACUAUCUCAAGCAAAAGUCAUUCUGGUACGGCAGCCCAGCAGACGACGCCUACGUCCGCAAGAACCUAGGAACAUCCUAUGAGGCCGCAAGAAGUGGCGAACUGGACUCAUGGACACGAGCGGGCGAGGGCGAAGGGGCCUUGGCUUUGAUAUUGCUGCUUGAUCAAGUACCCCGAAACAUCUUUCGGGGUAAGCCACAGGCAUACGCUACAGACUCUAAAGCUGUCUCUGUUGCUCGAGUGGCUGUCGGAGAAGGCUGGGAUAAGAACAUGCCUAGUAUUCAACGGCGAUACAUCUAUUCGCCCUUCAAUCAUUCGGAAAUCUUGGAGGAUCAGGAGUUGUCCGUGAAAUUGUUUACGGAGUUGGGUGAUCCUUAUCAUUUGCAGUUUGCGACGGAUUUCUAUGAGCAGAUUAAGCGUGAUGGGCGGUUUAAGCACCGUGAUCAGAUUCUUGGACGGUGA